AUGGAUAGUUUUGGUUGGGGCAAGACUAGAAAGGUCAUCGUUGACAUUCCUGAGGAACAACUACAAGAGAAGCAGAACAAUAGGGAUACUGGCAGUGGCUCUAAUUCAUUGCCGGGGACUUUUAGUAGCGAUCAGAGAGAGGAGAUUGCUACAAGUGCAACGGCCAGAAAGCCGGCGGAAGCUUACACGCUCGUACCUUGCUUGACUAGUAUUGACCACAUGUUCUCCUGUCAUAGCUCGUCAGCCCGGCAUAACACUCCGUUCCCGUCCCUAGCCACCUUGCCGAUCCGUAUUUCUCGCGCUUCAACUAUUAGUGUCUCUUUCGAUGAUUAA
Messenger RNA from Fusarium graminearum PH-1, 333 nucleotides. RefSeq lists its product as uncharacterized. Bases 1 to 333 code for a protein of 110 amino acids. The transcript has 2 exons. Lineage: Eukaryota; Fungi; Ascomycota; Sordariomycetes; Hypocreales; Nectriaceae. The record is from RefSeq and is a predicted model, not a curated record.